Daphnia pulex (common water flea) is the source of this 1294-nucleotide messenger RNA. RefSeq names its product organic solute transporter subunit alpha-like. Gene Ontology annotation, biological process: transport. The transcript is spliced from 9 exons. Lineage: Eukaryota; Metazoa; Arthropoda; Branchiopoda; Diplostraca; Daphniidae. The record is from RefSeq and is a predicted model, not a curated record. Bases 147 to 1097 code for a protein of 316 amino acids. Gene Ontology annotation, molecular function: transporter activity.
CCGGCUCUUUAUGGAGAAGAGUUUGGGCUGCGUUAUUCUCAUUCCCUGCCAGUUCGUUGCAGCGGCAACGUCUUUCUAUUUUCGUUUCGGCAUUUACAUAUCUUUCUGAUUCGUUAUUUCGGCUCAAGUAACACCACGCUGACACCAUGGAGGAAAAUUGUAGCAUGCUCACUUUCAAUACUCGGCCUCCAAAUGUUCUCCAACACUUGGAAGCUUUGGGUUAUUAUGGCUGGAUCUCCACAAUCACAUUUGGCGUGACCACUUUGAUACUUGUUGCUCUCUUCAUUGCGAACGUUGCCGGCUUUAUUCGACACAGCCCACCGCACCGCAGGCUACUCUUAUGUUGGGUUACCUCUUUCCCCAUGAUAAUUUCUUUCUUGGCACUGAUGACUCUGUUGAUUCCGCGGGCCGGAAAUCUUUGCGAUACCGUCAAACAAAUUUUUAUGCCUUUCACAAUGAUGCACUUUGUGGACUUGACGCUGAAUUUUAAAGGCGGACAAUCGGCUGCGCUGGAGGACCUGUUGCAAUCCAACACGCCCAUGUCCCUAUGCCUUCCGCCGUGCUGCUGUGUUGGACUUUGCGUUCGUCAGCUCGACUACACAAAGAAAAGACUUCGCGUUCUUAAAUCGCUGGUCUAUCAAAUGCCGCUGGUCCAGCUGGCCAUUAUUGUGUUGAUUGUUUUGUUAACUGAGGCGGAAGUCAUUCGCCGAGACAAAGGUCCGGAUGGUGUAUUUAUUUUCUUGAACGUUUUGAACAUCGUUUGCUUUUGUCUAGCCAUGUGGGCAUUCAACAUUAUCACGCGCUCGUUUGCACCCCAACUGACUGCAAUCAAUUUUCUGUACAAAGCGCAAUUAGUUGGGUUGGGGAUUAUGCUGAUGAAACUUCAAAAUUUUGUCCUUGUCAUCUUGAGCGUGAGCGGAGUCGUUCCGUGUAUUCCUCCGGUUACUUCCAGAAUUGUCCUCCAAAAAACAAUCGACGCUUCGUUGACUUUAUUUGAAGCUUUCAUUUUGGGCAUCUUAACUUUCAUUGAAUACCGGAAACUUGAUCGCCAAAACGAAGAGAUGAGUCCACGUCGGCGCCAGUCUCAACCAAAAUGAUCCAUGAAUAAUUUACCAUGUCAUUCAAUCUCUCGUGAAUUUGGCAGGCCUCUUUAUUCGAUUGUUGAAGAUUUGAAACUAUAUAUGCCCCGGAGGAGACCAGCAUAUGCAUCAGGAAUAAAAAAUUAAUUAAUUAUGAGAUUUGACACUUUUGAAAAAUAAGAAAUAAAUAACGAAAUAAUAUUAACAGGCCUUAC